Messenger RNA from Ictalurus furcatus (blue catfish), 5041 nucleotides. Its product is annotated as E3 ubiquitin-protein ligase TRIM35. The transcript is spliced from 11 exons. Bases 2702 to 4150 code for a protein of 482 amino acids. Gene Ontology annotation, molecular function: zinc ion binding; protein binding. Lineage: Eukaryota; Metazoa; Chordata; Actinopteri; Siluriformes; Ictaluridae. The record is from RefSeq and is a predicted model, not a curated record.
UUAAUAACGUGAGCUGAGUGACGGAGGAAACCACGCCUUCAUCGACAAGUUUAUAUUAAAUCUCAUCUGCUCUCCCUACAUCAUUUUCCCAGGUUCAUGACUCCUUCAGCAAUGGAGCUGCAGGUCACACUGAUCCUCAGCUGCCUGCUUUUCUCUACAGCGCUGGCACUGCAGUGUUACCUGUGCGUACCUGGUCCUUCAGGAAAUUGUGAAAACACGGUGAUGGAUUGCCCAGAUCAGUGCGGCAGCAUGACCUUAACCAUGAACAUAGGUGGUACGAUUAAGAACAUCAGUACGAAGUCUUGCAUGGCAGCGACAGAGUGCGUCAACGGGAGUGUAAACCUAGCAGAUCUGAUGAGCAUCGCCAAUACGAAGUGUUGCACUACUGACCUCUGCAACGAAGAAACACCGCCAGCUCUAACAAAUCAGCCCUCCAAUGGACAGAGGUGUUACGCUUGCGCUGGAGAGACGUGUAGCGGGGAUUGUCAGGGACGUGACUGCAUCAACACAUUAGGUGAAAAUAAAACUGUGGAUUGUGUAGGAAAUGAAGAUCGCUGCAUUAAUAUAACAGUUAGUGCAUUUGGAUUUACAACAUCUAUGGAAGGAUGUGCAACCAAAAGUGUUUGUGACUCGGCUCCAGCCAGGAAUUUGAUGGGAUUAGGUAUAGCUACAGAUGUGCAGUGUUGUGAGGGGUAUCUGUGUAACAUAGCUGAGAGCAACACACUGAGUUUCCUCGUCAUGCUCAUCCCUCUGCUUUCCUCCAUCAUUUUCUACUGAGACUUUUUUUGGAUAAAUUUUUCAUUUAAAAGUUUCUGAAAAAUAAACGAUGAUGAUUAACACUAUGAGUCUACAAGGAGCCAUUUUAAUAUCUUUUACCAGUCUAACAGUGCUGAAAUUAACUGGAUUGUUAUUUCAUGAAAGACAAAUAAAAGGUAAACAUUAUGUCAAAUGUGCCCCACCCCCUUUAUUUUCCUUUUAAAUAUUCCAUAUUUCAUAUCCAUAGUUUCAUGAAGUGUUGCAUCUUUGCAGCCAGGCUCAGGUUAUGGCAAUAACAAAUGUGGCCCAACUGUAUGUCAGCUACAAUCAAAAUUUUUACAGAUUUUGGAAUCUGAGUCAAACACAAACAAUAUUUGUGUAUCUCAAGCCAGCGUACCAUAUCUAAAGCCUGAGAUAUGGCCGUAUCACCAUUAUUAUGUGACUUUGAGUUGUUGUUUUUAUGGCAGCAAGGUUCAGAAAAAUUCAGUGCCAUUUUCCUACAGCAGUACGUGGGCAAGACUAGAGAUAAAUGUGGAAAGAUAAUGUGCCAUUAUUCAUUACCUGGAGUGAGUCACAGUGAAGGACAUGAAGUAUUCCAGGAGCAGAGUUGGGUUUUUUUUUUUCAUUUUUAAUAUUAGAUUAAAUAUAAUAAACUAAAGUAAGGCAGUAUCUAAUGAUUAACAGUGUAUUCAUCAUUACUAUCAUGAGAUUCUUCAGCUCAAUUAGGGUAAAGGAAUGUUUAGUGAAAAUAUUAUAAUUAAUAAGAAGAAGAAGAAGAAGAAGAAGAAGAAGAAGAUUUUGAACAAUUAAGUUGCGGGGAUUAGUCAGAGAAGCAAUGCUACCAGAACCAUGCUUCACAGUGUGAUGAGCAGUGUCGGGUUUCUGCCAAACGUAGCACUUUGUACCAAGGGGAAAAAAUGUUCAGUUGUGGUUGCGUCAGACCAAAGAAUCUUCCCAAAUGUUUGCUCGAGUUUGUCUUUUGGCAAACUCCAAAUGGAAUAUCACAUGAGUCAGCACUCCUUUGUGGAGUGUCCAGGUUAUGUUUACCCUGUGAACAGCUUUUGCCAUCUGAGCUGUGGAUCUCUCAAGCUCACGAGAUACACUUGGCCUCUCACUAGAUUCUCUGACCAAUCACUAUUUUCCUUUAUUUAUUUUUUUUAAUGGACUUAAUCAUGCUCUGUUGGAUGUUCAAAAAUUUGUUUGUUUGUUUUUUUUUUUUUACAACCACCCGCUGAUUAAAACUUUUCCUGUCCCAGACUUAUUUUGCUAGCUCUAUGGACUUCAUGACGCAGUUUGUUUAGGUCUGAUCUUUUAUCUAUUUAUUUAUACUGAGAUCACAUGAUACUUUCACACACCUCAACUCCUUUCAACUAAUGAUGGGACUUCUGAUGGCACAAUCACAUCUUUCACCAUUUUUAAUUAUAAAUCAUUUUGAACCUGAAGCCUUUCCACUCACUUCAAUAUAAUUUAUUAUUUUAUGUAGAUGAAUGCCAUACAGUACUGUACAAUCCUAAUUAAAUCCAUUUCAGUUCCUGGUUGUAGCACUAUAAAAUGUGACGCUCAUACAGUAUCUGUGCAGGUAGUUAUUUAUGAACUGAUUCCCUCUGGUGGAGAAAGCAGUUAUCUAUAUCUGCCUGAUGCCACCUUUUAGUUUAUGGCCCUUAAGUUAUACUGUAACUUUGACCUGGUGAACUGUGCAUAAAAUCUGCUGACAGACAUCAACACCACAAAUAUACUCGACAGCUGUAUGUUCUUAGGGUUUUUUUUUGUUUUGUUUUGUUUUAAAUAUAUCUCAUUUUCAAACUCUCCCACUACCUGGGAUAAAAUGGAAUAAAGGAUUGAUUACAGUGAGGGUAAUUUUUUUGCUGAGCUGCUCGGAUCAAUAAAAUUGACAAUGAAGUUUGGACAGAAGAUUUGAAACUCAACACAGAGGCAGUUUGAGGAAAUGGCUGGAAGGGACCAUUUUUCGGAAAAAGAAUUUUUAUGUCCUGUUUGUCAUGACUUUUACAGAAAUCCUGUUCUACUCUCAUGUAGCCAUAGCUUGUGCAAAACUUGUAUGCAGGGGUGCUGCGAAGCCAAAGAAUUUCUAGAAUGUCCAGUCUGUAAGAGAAAAUCCUCUAACCUGGAUCCUCCUCUGAACCUGGCGUUAAAGAACCUGUGCGAAUCGUUCUUGGAGUCCCGUCAUUACAGACCUUCAGUGGCAUCUGAUGGCCUCUGCAAGCUGCACACCGAGAAACUCAAGCUCUUCUGUCUGGAGGAUCAGCAGCCUGUGUGUGUGGUGUGUCAGACCUCAAAGAAACACAAAAAUCACGAGUUCUGCCCUAUAGAUGAAAUUCUGAAUGACGUUAAGGAACAAUUCAGGGCUGCUUUGGAGCCUCUACAAAAAAGUCAGACCCUCUGGAAAAUUGCUAAAGAAAAUUACAACAGAGCAGCUUCACACAUUAAGAGUCAGGCCCAGUGCACAGAACGACAGAUGAAGAAGGAGUUUGAGAAGCUUCAUCAGUUUUUAAGAGAUGAAGAAGCAGCAAGGAUAGCUGCACUGAAGCAGGAAGAGGAGCAAAAGAGUCAGAUGAUAAAGAGGAAGAUCGAAGAGAUGAAUCACGAAAUAGCCCGUCUUCAAGACAUAAUCAGAACAACAGAGAAGGACAUGGGCAUUGAGGAUGUAGCAUUCUUAAAGGAGGUCGGGAUCAGAGUGAAACAAGCUCAGUGCACAAUAAAGCAUCCACAGAUGGAUAUGAAUAUGCUGAUCAAUGUUUCUAAACACAUUUCUAACCUGAAGUUCAGAGUCUGGGAGAGUAUGCAGCAGGUCUUCGAGUACACUUCUGUUACUCUGGACCCCAACACUGCACAUUCACAGCUCUGUGUGUCCGAUGAUCUCACAACAGUGGAACACAGAAAAGAGGAAUUACUGCUUCCUGAUAAUCCGGAGAGAUUCGAUGGUGUUACAUGCGUCCUGGGCUGUGAGGGCUUUAACUCAGGGUCGCACUGCUGGGACGUCGAGGUUGGGGACAGUAAUAUCUGGGAACUGGGUGUGAUUAGAGAGUCUGCUCCAAGAAAGAAGAAUUCCUUCUGUAAUGCGGUGUGCAGCAUGAGCUACAAUAAUGGAAGUUACCACAUGCUCUGCCCGGAACAGGCAGGUCACAUUUUCAAAGCUAAAGCCAAACCACAGAGGGUCAGAGUGCAUCUGGACUGGGACAAGAGGAAAGUGACAUUUACUGAUCUUCUAACCAAUACAUGCUUGCACACUAUAACACAUACCUUCACUGAGAGAGUGUUUCCAUUUUUCUAUAACCGCUCCCCAUCUCGGCCUCUGAAGAUCUUACCAAUCAACCAGAUAGUAACAGUAAAAACACCUUUAAACACCACAGAACAGAAACAUCAUCACAAUCUCUGAAACUCCAAACAAUUUAAAGUAAUCUUUAAAUCAUCAAAGUUGUUCUAGCUAAAUAUGACAAAGUGGAGAAGAACAAGAGCAUUUCUUCACUAGAGCUGGUGACGGAGAACCUGGAUGAUCUUCAGAUCCUCAGUUUAAACCUUCUUGAUUGCUAUGAAACUUUGAUUUGGCUUUGAAUUUAUUUUAUAUAUAGAUCCACUUUUAUUCAUAAAGAUGUUAUAUUUCAUCUUGUAAUAAUGUCAAGAUUUAAAAACAGUAAUAAUGAAGGGAUAAAUGAAUCAGUAGAAUCAUUUAAGGUUAAAUAAGCGUGUAUCAAGGUGGGAUUUAGUCAUGAUUUUUAUACUGUAUGUAUCUCUGAAAUAUGAUUCAGUUAAUGUUUCAGAUUUUUUUAAUCAUCCCUUUACUAGUUUUAGUUCCUACUGUAGCCUGAUGAUCUCUUCAUAUAUCAUUAAUAAAGGUUAAAAGAGAAAUUGUAAUUAUUAUUCCUUAUCUUUCUGUGUAAAAUGUUAAAGACAACCUACAAUGAUCGAACAAUGUGCAGGCAUGUCAUGUGAUCUCACUGCACAUCCUAUAAUACAAUCAUUUUUAUUCUAAUAUUCAAAAUAAAUAAAUAAAUAAAUAAAUACAAUUGAAACAUGUUUGUCUAAUCUAUGAAAAGUCUACACUUGCAAAUAAAGUUCUAGGUAGAUCUGUGUGAUUUUGUCAUUAAUAUCUAUUUUUAAGAGCUACAUUUUUUGACAGCCAAAAAUAUCCCAUAUAGUUAAGCAGUCGUUUUAGUUCAACAGGCCCCAAUACCUCAAAGGGUUAUUUUUUUCUCACUUCUAAAAUUGUGUCUAAAAACUGUUUCUACUGGCUUCAUGUUUCUUCUGAAUAUUAGUGAUAAUGAUAAAC